AGUAGCCAUCUAUCGCUCACACAGUUACACAAAACCCGUCGGCCGUCGCCAUGGCUUCCCGUGCACAGAGGAAGAUGACAAUUGUUUGCUUGAUGCUGCUGGCCGUCGUCGGCCAAAUCAUCGUCGGAAUGGCCGUAGAACAUCCCAAUCCCAGCAACAUCUGCACCGAAACGGUGAUUGAUCCUCGUGUUCCCAACAACGAGUGCAUCUGCUCCAAGAACUGCGCCUGUGCCGGUAAGUGCAUCCUUGAGUCGGCUGAUGCUGUCCAGACCUGCUUUGUCGACUGCGUCCUCAAGAACGACUGCAUCUGCAGCAGCAAGAUCAUCCCCGGCGCUGACGACCCAAAGGCUAAUGCCAAGUGAAGUAGUACUAUCAUCCCAAAUAAUGUCCUACGUAUAGUACCUGCUGAAUAAACCUCCCAUGCACCAACAGGGAGAGAGUCUGUACGUCUUCUUUGUAA
This is a messenger RNA of Zea mays, 460 nucleotides long. RefSeq lists its product as uncharacterized. The record is from RefSeq and is a predicted model, not a curated record. The transcript has a single exon. Bases 51 to 362 code for a protein of 103 amino acids. Lineage: Eukaryota; Viridiplantae; Streptophyta; Magnoliopsida; Poales; Poaceae.